AUGAUGAUUUGAUAUCAGCAGUUUACAACUCGAAAAGUAUGGCGGCUUUAACUACCUUUGCAAAUGAGUUUCGACUCGCUGCCUAUAAUUGUUUAAAAAAAUUAAAUCCAUCUUCACUAUAUAAAACAACACAUCCAGCACUAUGUCUAUGGAAACCUGGAAGAGCCACAUAUCGUACAUUUUUGCCAUGGAUGCCUGCUAUACCAAAACAUCAAGUCGAAGUAACGGAAUAUAAUGAAGAAAAGGAAAACCUAAUGAUAGAUGUGAUAAAGGAGAUCAACAACCAAAUAGCAACAGAUAGAGUAGGUAGAUUGUUCGCAAUUGUUCACAUAUGUGGCAAACAAUUUAAAAUCACAGAGAAUGACAUCAUAAUUAUGCAAGGAUAUUGGCCUCCUACAAUUGGGGAUAAAUUAAAACUUGAAAAAGUAUUGCUAGUUGGCGGCACUGAUUUUACUCUUGUAGGAAGGCCUAUUUUAAAUCGAGAAUUGGUUUCAAUCGAUGCCACUGUUAUUGAAAAGACAUUAUCACAUACAAAAUAUCAUUUUAGAAUGAAAAAGAGGAAACAAUAUCGUAGAUUAAAUUUUUAUCGAGUACAACACACAAUGUUGAGAAUAAACUCUAUAAACAUAAACGGCAAUAUCGAUAAAACGAAAGAGGUGGAAGGAUUAGAUAGAAUAUAUUAAUACCAAAGUAAAAUGUAUAAAAAAUAUAUUUAUCUAUUAAAAAUAGUAUACGAUGAAGAACAUUCCGUGAACGAUAAGACAACUAUAUUA
Molecule: messenger RNA, 773 nt
Organism: Vespa crabro (European hornet)
Lineage: Eukaryota; Metazoa; Arthropoda; Insecta; Hymenoptera; Vespidae
Gene: mRpL21
Product: 39S ribosomal protein L21, mitochondrial
Exons: 4
Coding region: 39-683 (214 amino acids)
Biological process (GO): translation
Cellular component (GO): ribosome; mitochondrial large ribosomal subunit
Molecular function (GO): RNA binding; structural constituent of ribosome
Source: RefSeq, a predicted model, not a curated record